Rotaria sordida is the source of this 381-nucleotide messenger RNA. The record is from the annotation of a GenBank genome assembly. NCBI's taxonomy places the organism in Eukaryota, Metazoa, Rotifera, Eurotatoria, Philodinida, Philodinidae.
AUGGCCCAAUUACAAGUGACUGUUGUCGAAGGAAGAAAUUUAAAAAAGAAAGAUUUAUUUAGUGAAAGUGAUCCAUUUGUUCAAAUAUAUCUUGAUGAUAAAAAACAAAAACAAAAAACAAAAGUUAUAUCAAAUACAAAAAAUCCAUAUUGGAAUGAAAUAUUUGUUUUUAAUCAUUUAAAAGGACAAGAUAUUCUUCAUAUUGAUGUUUAUGACAAAGAUUUAAUAAUAAAUGAUAAAAUUGGUUCAUUAAAAAUCAAUUUAGAAGAUUUAUAUAAUAAAUGUCAUAUUGAUAAUUGGUAUAAUAUUUUAUCUAAAUUUGGUAUAUCAUCUAAUGGUCAAAUUCAUCUUAUACUUGAUUAUCAAAAACUAAAACUUUAA